AUGAAUCACUUAUUAUACUUGUACACACUGGUGGUGGUUAACGCUCCAAAGACCCCCUCGGUGACCGUGAGUCCCUCUGGUGAAAUAGAGUGGGGCAGUUCAGUGACUCUGAGCUGCAGCAGUGAUGCCAACCCAGUAGCUAACUACACCUGGUUCAAGAACAACCAACCUCUCCUCUGGGGACCAAGUCAACCUCAUACCUUCCCCUUAGUCCGCCCUGAAGACAGAGGAACGUACCGCUGUCACGCAGGGAACAAAUAUGGACAACUGAGCUCGAACUUGCUAUUCAUGGAUGUCCAGUAUGCUCCAAAGACCCCCUCAGUGACCGUGAGUCCCUCUGGUGAAAUAGAGGAGGGCAGUUCAGUGACUCUGAGCUGCAGCAGUGAUGCCAACCCAGUAGCUAACUAUACCUGGUUCAGGGAACAUCAAGACUCAGUGAGAGAAUCAGGACAGAACUACACCAUCACUAAUAUCACAUCUGAGCAUGGAGGAAACUAUUACUGCCAAGCCCAUAAUGCAAUCGGACUUCAUAAUGCUACCUUUUUGUUAAUCCAAGUGACAUCAUCAUCAUCAUCAUCUUCUCAUCGAGCAAUGGUAGCUGUAACAACCAUUGCUGUCCUACUGGCCACCGUACUCCUCCUCGUCUUCCUCUGGAUGAGAAGAAAGAGGGCCUCCAGUAAAGCAUGUGGACAGGGAGGAAGGCCAGAUACUGUGGAGGAGCCACUACCAGGUCCUCUGUAUGAAAACGUCUCAACUCUGACCAAUCACUUGGCUCCUGCAGCACAGACAGAACCAAUAGAAGAGCAGGAUGACCAUCACUAUGCCAGCAUCCAUACCUCUCGUUCAGAGAACCAGGAAGUUCCUCGCUGUUGGGUUGGCCCUAAUGUCCAAUCAGACCAAGCAGAUGCUGUCUUUUAUUCUGUGGUCAACAUUAAGAGACCAAACGCUGUCCCUGGAGAGAGUGACCAGACAGAGGCGGCAGACAUUUCAGAGUUGUACAGCACCGUCAAAAAACACCCCAGAUAUUGAAACAGUUGUGGCAGCAGGAUUUAAAUAGUGGUACUAGGUAGAGUGUCUCAUCCAUUUAGUUUAACA
Messenger RNA from Gadus macrocephalus (Pacific cod), 1095 nucleotides. RefSeq names its product B-cell receptor CD22-like. Bases 1 to 1029 code for a protein of 342 amino acids. The record is from RefSeq and is a predicted model, not a curated record. NCBI's taxonomy places the organism in Eukaryota, Metazoa, Chordata, Actinopteri, Gadiformes, Gadidae. The transcript is spliced from 7 exons.